CGCAAUCGCACACUCUAGUCUCUCGUCUUUGACGUUCUCACUACCACACUCGCUUUCCAUCGUAUACGACAGACUCUGGCAACAUGGGUGGCGGCGACUUGAACAUGAAAAAGUCGUGGCACCCGCUUCUGUUGAAGAACCAGGAGCGGGUCUGGCUUGAGGAAAAGAAGGCUUUGGAGGAGAAGAAGAAACUGGAUCAGCUGAGGAAGGAGAAGGAAGAGGAGAGACAGCUGCAGGAGUUGCAAAGGUUGCAGGAGGAACAGACGGGGAACAAAAGGCAGGAGAAACUAGAGUGGAUGUAUGCGACGCCGGCAACGGGUAGUGGAGCAAACGCUAAUGAGCUGGAGGACUACUUGUUGGGUAAAAAGCGGGUGGACAAGAUCUUGACUGCGGACGAAAAUGAGAAGCUCGGUGCUGCGCAUAGGAACUUCAUCGCUACCCAGUAUGCUAACACUGCUCGCGAUGUGGCUGCCAAGAUUCGCGAGGACCCCCUCCUUGCAAUCAAACAACAGGAGCAAGCGGCAUAUCAGGCCCUCAUGUCGAAUCCUCUCAGGCUGCGCCAGAUGCAGGAGAAGGCAGGUAUUAAGCCGAAGAAAGACAAGAAGGAUAACAAAGAGAAGAAGAAGCAUAAGAAGGACAAGCACCGCGACCGCUCAGCUUCACCUCGCUCCGAUCGCUACCGUUCUGCUUCACCAGAUCGCUACCACCGUUUGAGACGCUCUCGUAGCCCCCGCGGACGUGACUCUCGCUCCCGCUCCCCUCGACGCCGUUAUGAGUCUGAUCGCUACGAACGUGGUUCACGACGGGAUCGCUCGUACAGUCGAUCGCCGGGGCCGUCACGACGGAGGGACCGUAGCCUCAGUCCAAGAGAGAAAUCACGAGGUCGUCAAGAGAACGAACGGAUGCCUACCUGGCCGAGGUCUGACGACUCCGACGACAACGCCCGCUACGGCCGCCGCCAGAGCCAGAAUAGGUCAGCAGACCCCAAAGAUCACUACGACGACAGGAAACGGCGACGCAGUCCAAGCCCUGACAGACGUGACGGCGAUCGCAUGCGCAUGCACCGCAGCCCGCCACCACCUCCCCGACGGCCGUACGCGGACGAGCCCCGCCGGCCUGCCGCCUCCUUGGCAGAAGAGCGAGCCGCGAAGCUGGCGGCGAUGACGUCGAAUGCGAGCGAGAUGAGCGUCGAACGUCGGGAGCACCUCACGCAGCUGCUGGAAAAGGAGAAGGCGGAGCUCGAGGCGGAGGAGCGUGCGCGUGUGAAGAGCAAGGGCAUGGGCAACUUCUUGAGCCACGAGCAGAAGAAAGUCUUUGGUGGCGUCGGCGGUCUCGAGGAGCGUAUCAGGAGGGGGAGAGGGCAGAUGCACGCUGAUGCUGACUAGAUACCUGCUGUACUUCUCGAUUUGAUUCGUGCCAAGUUUUUUUGUUCUUCCUUUCUGAUGUGUGUAUCACUGUAUUAUCUACUAUGAUGUAUGACAACCAGGAGCCAGCUUUGGGUAGAUGUUCC
Molecule: messenger RNA, 1510 nt
Organism: Phanerochaete carnosa HHB-10118-sp
Lineage: Eukaryota; Fungi; Basidiomycota; Agaricomycetes; Polyporales; Phanerochaetaceae
Exons: 3
Coding region: 84-1385 (433 amino acids)
Biological process (GO): mRNA splicing, via spliceosome
Cellular component (GO): U2-type spliceosomal complex
Source: RefSeq, a predicted model, not a curated record